Molecule: messenger RNA, 8976 nt
Organism: Phasianus colchicus (ring-necked pheasant)
Lineage: Eukaryota; Metazoa; Chordata; Aves; Galliformes; Phasianidae
Gene: SUZ12
Product: SUZ12 polycomb repressive complex 2 subunit
Cellular component (GO): RSC-type complex; ESC/E(Z) complex; nucleus
Molecular function (GO): chromatin DNA binding
Source: RefSeq, a predicted model, not a curated record
CAGUUCAAAGGAGGGGGAGGGGAGAAGCGCCAAGCGGCGAACCGCACCGACCAACCAAACUCUUCCAGAACCAUCCGUGCGUCACGCGGGGGCGGGCCUGGCGCCGGCCAAUCGGGCGCUGCGGCGCCAUCUUCGGAGCCAAUGGGAGAGUGGCGGAGGCGGGCGCGUCGUGGUCGUCGGGUUCGGCUGGUCGUAGCGCUGAGGAGAGCGGAGCGGAGGAGACUUAGAGGAGUUGGAGCUCGGCGCUUCCCCUCCCCCCUCCUCGCCCACCCGCCCCGGCCGCCCCCUCCCUCCCUCCCCGCUCGGUCUCCGUCCCGCCGGGGCGCUCUCGGGGCCGGGCCCAUGGCUCCUCAGAAGCACGGUGGAGGCGCGGGGCCCAGCUCGGGCUCCGCCGGCGGCGCGGCCGGAGGAGGAGGUGGAGGUGGCGGCGGCGGAGGAGGAGGAGGAGGAGGAGGAGGAGGAGGAGGUGGCGGCGGCGGCGGCAGCGGCAGCAGCAGCAGCGGAGGCGGAGGGUUCGUGGGCUCCGCCGCGGCGGCGGCCCCGGCCGGUAAAUCCGGUGGGGCGGCGGGAGGAGGCGGCGGCGGCGGCGGAGGAAGCGGUUACUCGGGCGGUUCCUCGGCCUCCUCGGCGGCGGCGGCGACGACGGCCGCGCUGCCCCCCGUGAAGAAGCCGAAGAUGGAGCAGAUCCAGGCCGACCACGAGCUCUUUCUUCAGGCCUUCGAGAAACCAACACAGAUAUACAGAUUUCUACGGACGCGGAAUCUCAUAGCACCAAUAUUUUUGCACAGAACUCUUACUUACAUGUCCCACAGAAACUCCCGAACAAAUAUCAAAAGGAAAACGUUCAAAGUAGAUGAUAUGUUAUCAAAAGUAGAGAAAAUGAAGGGAGAACAAGAAUCUCACAGCUUGUCUGCUCAUUUGCAACUUACGUUUACUGGUUUCUUCCAUAAAAAUGAUAAGCCAUCACAAAACUCAGAGAAUGAACAAAAUUCUGUAACCCUGGAAGUACUGCUUGUGAAAGUUUGCCACAAGAAACGAAAGGAUGUCAGUUGUCCAAUAAGACAGGUUCCUACAGGUAAAAAGCAGGUGCCUUUAAACCCAGACCUCAGUCAAAUCAAACCAGGCAACUUCCCAUCACUUGCAGUUUCCAGCAAUGAGUUUGAACCAAGCAACAGCCAUAUGGUGAAGUCUUACUCAUUGUUAUUCAGAGUAACUCGCCCAGGAAGAAGAGAUUUUAAUGGACUGAUUAAUGGCGAGACUAAUGAAAACAUUGAUGUCAAUGAGGAGCUUCCAGCUAGAAGAAAAAGGAAUUCUUCAAAUCGUGAAGAUGGAGAAAAGACAUUUGUAGCACAAAUGACUGUAUUUGAUAAAAACAGACGAUUGCAGCUUCUGGAUGGAGAAUAUGAAGUGGCCAUGCAGGAAAUGGAAGAGUGUCCCAUCAGUAAGAAAAGAGCAACAUGGGAAACAAUACUUGAUGGGAAGAGGUUGCCUCCAUUUGAAACAUUUUCUCAGGGACCUACACUUCAGUUUACUCUUCGUUGGACAGGAGACACAAAUGAUAAGUCUACAGCUCCUAUAGCCAAGCCUCUUGCAACACGAAAUUCUGAAAGCCUGCCUCAAGAGAACAAACCCAAUUCUGUUAAACCUACUCAGACUAUAGCUGUGAAAGAAUCCUUGCCAGCAGACCUUCAAACAAGAAAAGAGAGAGAUGUUUUAAAUGAACCUCGACAAAAGUUGCGAAUAUUUUACCAGUUCCUUUAUAACAACAACACAAGACAGCAGACUGAAGCCCGAGACGACUUGCAUUGCCCAUGGUGCACACUGAACUGCCGGAAACUGUAUAGUUUACUCAAACACCUUAAACUUUGUCACAGCAGAUUUAUCUUUAAUUAUGUUUAUCAUCCGAAAGGUGCUAGGAUAGAUGUGUCCAUCAACGAGUGCUACGACGGCUCGUAUGCAGGGAACCCACAGGACAUCCAUCGUCAGCCUGGGUUUGCCUUCAGUCGCAAUGGACCAGUCAAAAGAACUCCUAUCACACACAUACUCGUAUGCAGGCCAAAGCGUACGAAAGCAAGUAUGUCUGAAUUUCUGGAAUCUGAAGAUGGAGAAGUAGAACAGCAGCGAACGUACAGCAGUGGGCACAAUCGGUUGUAUUUCCACAGUGACACAUGUUUACCUCUCCGUCCACAAGAAAUGGAAGUAGAUAGUGAGGAUGAAAAGGACCCUGAAUGGCUACGAGAGAAAACCAUUACUCAAAUUGAAGAAUUCUCUGAUGUUAAUGAAGGAGAGAAAGAAGUGAUGAAAUUAUGGAAUCUUCAUGUUAUGAAGCACGGGUUUAUUGCUGACAAUCAAAUGAAUCAUGCCUGUAUGCUGUUUGUUGAAAAUUACGGACAGAAAAUAAUUAAGAAGAACUUGUGUCGAAACUUUAUGCUACACCUGGUCAGCAUGCAUGACUUUAACCUCAUCAGCAUAAUGUCAAUAGACAAAGCUGUUGCCAGGCUCCGAGAGAUGCAGCAGAAGUUAGAGAAAGGAGAAUCGACCUCCCCAAUGGAUGAGGAAUCUUCUGAGGAGCAGAGUGGGACAGCAAACGGAUACAGUGAAAAUAACAUGAGAGAGAGAAUUUCAGAAAUGGAUAGCAUCUCAGGUGUCACAAAACAGAGCAAGAAACAAAAGCUCUGAAGUCAGAAGUGAAAUUCCAUUCAACGGACAAGCAUUGAAGUGACAUUCUAGGGUGCAUGAGCUCUAUAAAGAAUUACACACACAAAAAUACAGAUUCCAAACAGGCACUGCUGGAUGGAAAUAAAUGAUUUCAACAAGGAUAUUGUUUUAACAGGGUUUCUAUUCAGUUACUUAUGCAAGUACUACAUGUAUAUCGGUUUUGGUGAUGUAAUGACAAUAUUCUAAGAGUUUGAGCAUGAAGAGCAAUAUGAAAAUCUUUUUGUAAUUUUAGUAAUUAGUGUCUUAAGAACUUUAUGGAAUUUACAUAAUUUAAAUAUAUGUAAAACAGUUUUUAUAUUAAGAUUUUUGCAUCUGUAUCUGGCUGUUUUUCCUACCAUGAAGUUGUGAAACGUUGGGGAAAGGGGUUUGGGAUACAGUUUCUGCUUCUCUUAUUUAGAAAUUCUCCAGUUAGCUUUUUGUGAAAAUAACGUCUCACUAUUUAAAGUUUAACCUUGAUCCUUGCAUUUGAAAUCAUUUAUGAAUUGAUGGUAAUGACAAAUUUAUGUUACACUAAAAUUUAGAAGUUGGCAAACUUAGCACUUCCUUUGUCGUGUGCCUGUUUGGAAAGAUGUUGGCUUUUCAUGUUGCAGACACAGUGAAGUUCCACCUUGGCUUUUUGAGGUUACCGGCAGUUUGGUUUUCAUGGAUAAUUCAGAUGUAUUGAUCACACAGUGUACCAUUUAAAACUUGAACAUUAGCUCCUUUUCUAGUUUUAGUAUGCAUUUACACAGCUACACAAACGAUUGGAUGCAGAGCUCUGUGGGGCUGUGCAUUGCAGUGUGCCAUGCUAACGCCCAGCCUGUGCUCCAUCUGUGGGCACGACGCCAAGGGCUUCCUCGGAAGUUCAUGCCUGCUGUUCUGCCCGAGCACAGACUGCAGGGCCAGGCCAAUGGUUUAGCUUUGGCUUUUGAGAUGCCACUCUUGAGGGAAAAAUGCACUGUAAAAUUGGACCAGAAAAUGUGUUGCACUUCUUAUGCAAGUAUUCUGUGAUGUAUUGUAUUCAAUACAGAUACUAAGAUGCUGACUAAACUAUAUUUGAGCAGUUUUGCACUGCUGUUAACACAUUUUAUGCAUACGUUUACAGAUUUUUUCCAAUGGAAAGUGGUUUCACUACUGGUACAGUAUCAGCACCGAAGGGUUUAUUCCAGCAAGCACUGUGGUUGAGUGACAUCACCUCAAUUUUUUAUUAUCCUUAAAAUAUUGCAUUUUUCAUAUUCUUUAUUUAUAAAGGAACAAUGCUGCUGUAAAUACAGGUAUUUUUAAUUUUUUAUUUCAUUCCAUCACCAUGAGAUGCAGUUCCCUAUUUGUUUAAGGGGUAUAUAAGCUUUCUAAUGGUGUCUUCAGAAAUUUAUAAAAUGUAAAUACUGAUUUUGAUGGUCCUUUAAGAUGUGUUUAACUGUGAGACUAUUUAACUAAUGGUGUGGAUGUGAUUUGUCAUCCAGUAUUAAGUUCUUAGUCACUGAUUUUGUGUACAAAAUAGGAAAGAGGGAAACUGCAGCUAUCAUUACAAACUUCUUGAAUUUGCCAGCACUCUGGGUUUUAGCGAGCUCUAAUUAUGCCUCUGGAUAAGUACAUCAAGCAUUUCUCUCUGGCUUUAAUUUGCUAAAGCUGUGCACAUAUGUAAAAAAAGAAUAGAUUAUUUUAGGGGAGAUGUAGUUUAGAAUUAUUGCUUAUGUCAUUUCUUAAGCAGUUAUGCUCUUAAUGCUUAAAAGAAGGCUAGCAUUGUUUGCACAAAAAGUUGGUGAUCCCCCAAAAAACAGUAAUGAAAUUACUUCUGUCCAGUAAACUUUGUAUGUCAUGUCAAUUUAUAAUAAAAGCUGAAAAAAUCCCUUUGUUUUCUAUUUAUAAAGAUGCCUUUUCUAUAUGUACCUUUGAGAGAUUUUGAAGAUACCGUGUAAGCUGGUUUAAACAAUUUGAAUGGUACAAUAGAUGUUUAAAAAAAAAAAAAGCAAAAACAAACCAAGUUCAGUUGUUUAAAUGAACCAUUGUUUUUACAUUAAAUGUUUUAUUUGAAAUCGGCUUUUGUACAUAAAGUUCAGUAAUAUAAAAUGUGCCACGAUGGUUGUCUGCUCCUUUUGUGUGCAUGCAGAAAGGCCCCAGCAGUGCCCUGUGACAUCUCUGCUUCUGCGUCCACCUUUAACUCAUCUUCCUGUGCUACGUCACGGCUGCUGAGUAUCUGCUGCUCUCUGUAUGUAAGGUGUCUCCAGAAAUUACUACAUUGCAGCUCUUGUGAGCACUUUAAUUGCACGUGUGAAGCUGUUGCUCAGUGUUUCUGUUAGAAAAAUAAGAGCAGUCGGGUUUUGUUUCUUUACGUGCAAGUAGUUGUUUCAAGCAGAUCUUGAUUUGCAGUGUAAUCAUUAGCAAUUUCAAACAGUCCAUCUCCUAUUGGAGAGGCUCUGUUCUGUCCAUGCUGUAGCAUUAAGCAGUGAGUUGCAGUUACUGCAGCAGCUGCUAAUAGCAGAUGCUAAAACCCUGUUUCUGUGUUAAAAGUGAAUGGGAUUUUCAGAUUCAGGCUGUCACUGCUGGAUUCUGUGAUGUCAGUUGUGCAGUCCUGAAACUUAUUCUAAUCAAGCCUUCGUUGUGCUGAUGGCAGAUUUCUGGUAUAUUUUUUGGUGCUUAUUUUAACACAGCUGGUCUCUGAACCCCACGUUGCAACCAAUCACUUUACUUUCAUAUUGAAUUCAGUGCAUUAGAUACUCUAGCCAAUAUUGUUAGGUGAAUGUAUACUGUGAAGCUUAAGCACUGUAAGCAUAGUUUCCAUAUCAGCCCUUGAAAAGCAGUGGGUUGUGAUGGAAGAGAUUUGCUUUCUGGGAUGAAGCAGUCACAAUUUGAGCUGUAUCGAUUACAACCUCAGAGAAUCACUUAAAACUAUUAACACAUAAGCUGCUCCAAAUCAGCAAUCUGAUGUUACCUCUGCCAAUGUAGGAGCUGAUCUGUGAGGACAAUUUGAUCUUGUUCAGUGUUCCAUUCACAGAGCGGUUUGGUGCCAUCACUGAGUGCUGGAAUGAAGGCGUUCCUGCUGGCCCAGCUCUCCUCGUAGAUCUGCUCUCCCAUGCCUGCACAGCCAGGAAAAGAGCUUUGGAUGAAGGUAAGCCCCUCCUUCCAAGACUGUGGUAUCUGCUGUGCUAAGUUUGUUGAUAAAAGCCUGAAGCUGUGCUCUUCAGGCAAAACACAUCAAGUAGGUUCCUUCAUAUCAAUAGUGUAUUUAGGAGAGCUCUCUCUGCUGUCAGCUUCCCUGCUUACUGGCUUCAUGAGUUAGGUGCGUUGCCUUUAAAAGCCACCAAAGAAAUGGGGCAAGCUGCAGGUAAAGCAGAACUAAGGGAAUAAGAAUUCCUAGUUCAGCAGGGAGUUCUCUUGAUGUGCUGCUUCUUGCUUAGUAACAGGAGCCAAAAUCUAUGUAUUAAUGAAUCUGACAAAAGAUGCAAACAGUAAAACAGACAAAUAUUCUGUGAUAGAAUAUUGAGAAUGUAACUGACAAAUGCUUUGGUAACCAAAAAAAAAUAAGGAAGACGCUUUUUUUUUAGCAAGAGCUGUUGCUUAGGUGUAAGUUUUACAUGGAAGUAAACAAACUGCACAACUUGUGUGGGACUUUAGAGGAACUGAAGAUGAAAGUGAGAGAAAUGGAGAAGCUCUUUAAGGGAGCUGCAGUGCUCCAGAAUGCAUUUGUGCUCAUUAGAGGAGCUCAGACAUGCCCAGCUUUAUGCCCCAAUCACAACUUACAAACACAGCUGUGGGAUAAAACUUUAUUUAAAAAAAUUCAAAUUUCACUUGACACAAACAUCUUAGUUGAGGUAAGUGAACGUACGAGCUUCAAAAAACGCUUCCAGGACUUCCCAAGCAGUUCACACUCUUGCUUGCAAGGCUCCAAUAGCUGGAGGUGACAAAGCUGUGAAGGAAGGGCCCAGUCCUCCAUCUAGCUGAACUCUGCUGAGGAAGAACGGAAUUUCAACCUUUUUAAUCCAAGCCUCUUCUGGUUCUUGGGAUGCCUUGUUACGUAAUUACUCAGCUCUCUUGUCCUGGGAUUCUUCACCCUUCCCAGGUUGAAGUGUACAGCUUCUCUGAGGUGGCUGAGCAGUACCUAAUACUCAUUUGGGCAGCUAGUCUUAUUCUCAGUUAAAAGUUCACAACUGAGAUGCUGCCCCUGGUCACGAGGAGCUAAAAUCUGAGGUCAGAACAAAUAUUUUGUUUUCCCAUCCUCAGCUCUCAAGGGGAGCCGUAGGGAUGUCCUGGGACAGCCCUUCACAGUUAUCUUAAGCUGCUUGCUAAUUUUAUUCUGAACAAACGAAGCAUUCCCAUCUCUGGAAGUACCUGAACUCAAGCUUUAUGUCCUGCAGUGCUGGUAAACAGCAGCAGCAUCAGGUCUGACUAGAUCCUCAAAAAGCAGGUGGAAGGUACCUGAGCUGCUGGUUCCUCACAAAUGCAGGUAUCUGCUAUUUUAGUUUUCAAACAGUAACAGUACUGGCUGAGAACUUGUACCUGACCCCUGAACUCUUACAGCUAAAGUUACCAAAUCGUCCCACUGGAGCACGACUGAAUGCCACUGCAGCACUGCCAGCCCUCUGAGCAGCACUGACACAGCUGGAACAUCUGCUCAACUUUUGUGGCUACAAUAUUUGAGAUGGCAGACGGGAUGCAGCACUGUUAGCAACAUUCUUCACACUAGUUAAAAGGAAUACUGGAAGUACAGCAUAUGCAAGUAUCUUUCUACUCCCUAACACUGAAAUAGUUUUGCUUGAGAAGUGGAGAACACAGCAGGCUUUUCCUUGCUUGCACAGAUUAGUCUUACCUGCAGGUGUCCACACUUCCAUGCUUAAUAGAAAAAUCCAAUCCACUUUCACUUUCCAUCGAUCUGAAUCAACCCACAGUUUUUUCUAAGCUGUAUUACCAGCCACCAUUCUCCUUUUCUGCAGUUCCCUAUCACAGAUGCUAGCAGAAAAAUGCAGGCAGGACAGCUGAUCUUUUGGAACUGAUGGUGCAAAUAGGGGGGAUGCCAGUCCAAUCCAUUUAUACUAGCAUUAGGGGUAAUAUGGCAUGUUGAAACUGAAGAAAAAGGGCAGAAUGAUUGUCUAGGUGUUACUAAAAAUAUAUAUAUUACUAAUCUUACAUACUUGAGGUAAGAAAGUCUGCUUUAAGGUCCUCGAUGAGCAUUAUUUAAAAAUACUCUUUGAAUCCAGUAGUAUCACAAUUCCAUCUUUUGACCAAAGAAUAAACUGUUUGACAAGCUCAUCAUUAUAAAUCUUAUUUGAUACUUAUGGGGAAUACUGGUAAUUUUACCUACAGUCUAAAUUAAUCCUGUAUUUCCACCACAGAGAGAGCCAAAUUGACACCAUCUGCUCUGCUCUGACUGCCCCAGGUUCAGUCUGUGCCAUGGGCUCUGCCUGCAGCCUGGAGGAGCUGAGCACACAGUAUGUGCAGGUCAUCAACGGGCACUUGUGGGAAUCCCACACAUGGGAACAGCUGCUCAGUCCAAUAGAAAGGAAGUGGCCUCUGCACUGUGCAGGGCUCUGUGAAGAAUCACAGCUUCUUUCCAUCUACCUGUCAUACAAAAGUACCAAAUCCCCAAGAUUUGCUCGGAUUAGGCUACAAAGUAUAACUAGGAAAGACAUUCAGACCAGAUAAGGUAUGUCCUACUGCAGGUGUUGGUGCACGUGACAAGUAUCAGCGUGAAGCUGGGGAUGUAAGCAUCACUGUGGAACUACUCUAGAAACCAUGUUCCAAGUGACAAUGCAGAAAUACCUGGAAAUAAGGCACGAGUGAGACAUUGAACAGAUCAGCUCCAAAUCUGAACAAACACCAUGGCUCAGACAUCCUUGUUCUGGAGGAAUGAACAGUACCGUGCAUAGAAGAAACUGCUGUGGCAUGCAGGACCUGCUGUCUGUCCUUAUUAUGAUGGCAGCACUGCAUACAAGGAAGCAUAGCAGAGCAUCGCUGCUCUAAAUACUCUGCUCUUUUUAGGAGUGGCAUAAAUACAACUUUGGUCCAUUACCUCCAACUCCCUAAAAGUUUAUAGGCUUAUUUCACAGAACAGCAGCAUUAAGCAAAGUUAGUUUCAUACAAUAAGCGUACCCUGAGCCUAGAGUACAAUGAAAUACUGAUUUAAAAAAAAAAAGUCAAGUCUGGAGGAAAAAAAAAAAAAGUCUUAUGGACUUGCUUUAAAUUGUCUAUGUAACUGCCUGUUCAACCUUUUCCAGAGUAACAAAUCCACUGUUUCACAAUUAUUUUUUGAAAUGAAUCCAGCAGGAGUACAAUAUAGUGGAG